AUGGUCUCAACUACAGAUAACAACCCACUGGUACCAAAGGCGAUGCAGACUCGAAACUCUCUAAGUGAAACCGGACGUUCGGCCGGUUCGAAUCACAGACUAAAUGAUGAGGAGAUGGCUCUUGUCGGUGAGGUUGCACCGUCCUCGCAGUCGACUUGCGCUGAACUCGCUCACGAUCAUGCCUUGGAGGAUUUGCAUAGAAUGACCGAUCAUGUAACUGAGACGGAUGAUGAGUUGCUUCGUCGUAAAAAUUCCACUUACGCGGCUCAUUAUCUAGACCACGGUACCCAGUGCGAGUUGGGUGGUAGACCAGAGGAGUGA
Molecule: messenger RNA, 321 nt
Organism: Penicillium oxalicum
Lineage: Eukaryota; Fungi; Ascomycota; Eurotiomycetes; Eurotiales; Aspergillaceae
Exons: 3
Coding region: 1-321 (106 amino acids)
Source: RefSeq, a predicted model, not a curated record